CCCUGUAGGGCGUAAUCCAUUUUUUAAGUUGGGCUUGUCCUAGACAAUUCACCUCCUUCUUGGGGGCCCAAAAAGUACAGAAAGCGGUUCUGAGAGAAAGAACCAGUCUGGCUAUGGUUGAUUCAUUGGUUGUAUCGCUCUAUGCUUCUCGCAGAGAGAAGAAAUGCCGAGUGCUCUGCAAUUCCAAGCUUCAUGGCCACGCACUGUAGCUCCACUCACGAAGCACACUUUCGCCGCCAACGUGCACUCACACCGUAGUCUCUCAUUCACGAAGCUCUCUUCCCUUCCCCAACCUUUCUGCUCCUUCACCGUACAACCCACACAUCACACCUCCGCAGUGGGAUCUCCGUCGCUCCAACACUGGAACCUCACCAGCCGCCACGUCACCGUUCUCAACGUCUUUGCCUGCGCGACGGCGGUAUGUGCAACGUGGCUGUUUUUCUCCGCGAUUCCCACGCUCCUGGCUUUCAAGAAAGCAGCGGAAUCGAUGGAGAAGCUGAUGGAUGCCACGAGGGAGGACCUUCCCAACACCAUGGCCGCUAUUCGAUUAUCCGGCAUGGAAAUCAGUGACUUAACCACAGAGCUCAGUGAUAUAGGCCAAGAGAUUACUCAAGGUGUUCGAAGCUCAACUCGUGCAGUUCGCUUGGCGGAGGAGAGGCUUCGCCGUUUGACUACUAUGCCUUCUUCAGCUUCAUUGCAGGGAAAGAUCAAUUCGAAAGUCGAGGAUAGUGAUGAGCCUGCGGUGGCCAGAACAGCAAGGGGCGUGAGAGAGGGUCUUGUCAAGGGCCGCGCUAUGUUGCAAAUGUUUUUCACGCUCACCCAAUUUUCAAGGUUUGCUCUCAAAUUUAUCUCUGGUCGUAGAAAAUUGUCAAGCUAGCAUCUUGCCUUGGAAACCAACAUCACUGUACACUGGUUUUAUCUUCGGAAAAAAAUAGCUUUGAUACACUUACACUUAUUUGACACAUGUAUUCUUACUCUCCCAUUAAUAAAACAAUAUCAAAUGAGUGUAGGUUGUGUCAA
Molecule: messenger RNA, 1020 nt
Organism: Vigna unguiculata (cowpea)
Lineage: Eukaryota; Viridiplantae; Streptophyta; Magnoliopsida; Fabales; Fabaceae
Source: RefSeq, a predicted model, not a curated record